Messenger RNA from Striga hermonthica, 951 nucleotides. The record is from the annotation of a GenBank genome assembly. Lineage: Eukaryota; Viridiplantae; Streptophyta; Magnoliopsida; Lamiales; Orobanchaceae.
AUGACCAGCGCUUUUGAUGGUCGAGACUCGCAGCAUAUGAGCCCUCAACAUCGUUCUCUUUUCUACUUGAAGAAAAUGGGUGCAAACAAGCGUCGGCCGGAGGAUGAGAGCGGAUCCGAACCCGACCCGGAUUCGGACUCCGGCAAAGACGAGGAUUCCAGAAAAUCCGACGGCGGUAGAAAACGGGCGAAGGGUGGGAAGAGUAAAACACGAAGCUCGAGCUCAAAACGACGGCGGUCGAGGGCAAGCGACUCCUAUUCAUCGUCGUCCUCGUCCGAGUACGACUCGGAUUCGAGCUCCGAGUCGGAAUUUUUGGAUUCGGAGGACGAGAGGAGGCGGCGGAGGAGAGAGAGGAGACGGAGGGAGGAGAAGCGGAGGAGAGAGAAGGAGAGGUCUAGAAAGAAGAAGAGGAAGGAGGACGACAAGAAAAAGAAGAAGAAGAAGGAUAAGAAGAAGGAGAAGGAGAAGGAUAAAGGGCAGAAAGGCGCUGUCACGAACUCAUGGGGAAAGUACGGGAUUAUCAGGGAAACUGAUAUGUGGAAUAAACGACCCGAGUUUACCGCCUGGCUAGCAGAAAUUAAAAAGGUGAACCUGGAGAGUCUGCCUAACUGGGAAGAGAAGCAGCUUUUCAAAGAUUUCAUGGAAGAUCAUAACACGGCUACCUUCCCAUCUAAAAAAUAUUACAACCUUGAUGCUUAUUACCAGCGUAAAAUGGAGAAAGAAAUGAAAAAGGGCUACACCAAAGCAGUGGCGUCUGAACGUACUGUAUUUAAUGAUGAAGAACAGCGAAGGGUAGAACUACAACAAGAGCGCGAAAGACGAAAACAGCAAGAAGUGGAGGAUUUGAAGCGUUCCAUGCAGAGUGGAAUGGCACAGGCAAUGAAGGAACAAGCUCAACUACGGGAAGAGAUGGCUUACCAGUACAAGAUCGGUAACUUUGAGGUGAAAUAG